Messenger RNA from Myodes glareolus (Bank vole), 947 nucleotides. The record is from RefSeq and is a predicted model, not a curated record. Lineage: Eukaryota; Metazoa; Chordata; Mammalia; Rodentia; Cricetidae.
GUGUGUGUAUGCGUGUGUGCUAUGUCUUCUGUUGACAUGUUUGAUGAAGAUUGCUUUUUGUGUUUCAUUUUCUAGUUACGAGAAGCCUCCUCCUGGGUUUAUAAAGGAGGAUGAGACAAAGCCAGAAGACUGUAUACCGGAUGUGCCAGGCAAUGAACAUGCCAGGGAGUUUCUGGCUCAUGCACCAACUAAAGGACUUUGGAUGCCUCUUGGGAGAGAGGUCAAAGUUAUGCAAUGUUGGCGUUGCAAACGGUAUGGCCAUCGAACAGGCGACAAAGAAUGCCCUUUCUUUAUCAAAGGCAACCAGAAGUUAGAACAGUUCCGAGUUGCACAUGAAGAUCCCAUGUAUGAUAUCAUUCGCGAAAAUAAAAGACACGAAAAGGAUGUAAGGAUCCAGCAGUUAAAAAAGUUACUGGAGGACUCCACCUCAGAUGAGAGCAGCUCCAGUUCGUCAGGCAAAGAGAAACGCAAGAAAAAGAAGAAGAAAGAAAAACAUAAGAAAAGGAAGAAGGAGAAGAAAAAGAAGAAGAAACGAAAGCACAAGGCUUCAAAGUCAAGUGAGAGUUCAGACUCAGAGUGACAGCUGAUGCAGAUUCUCAAGUUCACCCGCAGGCCGAAGAACAGAGCUGCCCUGAGAGCGACAGACAGGACUAGGAGGGACACCUGGCACAGCUGCAGAUUCCCACCCUCUGGUACCACGUGACCACCGCAGGGCAGGCGGGCUUCCUGGUGUGGCUGCCAACAGCAACUGUGUUCUCUCCCUGGUGGUCACUGUGUCUGUGAUUGCUUUAAUAGGCCACCCGCAGGGGAGGUGAUGGAGACUCAGGAAACACCCUAGGGUGUUGCCAGCUUUUGCCCUCCAUGGUGUGGCAGCUCAGUUCCCAUGAACUCAGGCUUGCCCUUGUCUGUGGUUCGGGAUAAUAAAAGUUCAUGAUUUAUUUUUUAAA